Messenger RNA from Pelodiscus sinensis (Chinese soft-shelled turtle), 3720 nucleotides. RefSeq names its product muscle associated receptor tyrosine kinase (gene MUSK). Lineage: Eukaryota; Metazoa; Chordata; Testudines; Trionychidae. The record is from RefSeq and is a predicted model, not a curated record. Gene Ontology annotation, molecular function: ATP binding; Wnt-protein binding; transmembrane receptor protein tyrosine kinase activity. Gene Ontology annotation, biological process: positive regulation of kinase activity; multicellular organism development; cell surface receptor protein tyrosine kinase signaling pathway. Gene Ontology annotation, cellular component: plasma membrane; signaling receptor complex.
CUGAUUAUACUUAGAUCCCAUACACUCCAUAGCAGAGUCCAUUAGCUGGGGCACUUUGUAACAAACUUUGUAUGGUUUAAAAUGAAACUGGCAGGGAACUCAGUGCAUUUACCUAAAGGAGCUGCAUAUGAUUCUGGAUUAACCAUGAAAGACUUAUUACACAUUCCACUUGUACAUAUCUUCACCCUGGUGGCCUUCAGCGUGGCUGAAAAACUUCCAAAAGCUCCGCUUAUCCACACUCCCCUGGAAACCGUGGAUGCCUUAGUAGAAGAGGUCGCCAAGUUCAUGUGUGUGGUGGACUCCUACCCUGAGCCAGAAAUUACCUGGACACGUAACAACAUUCCCAUCAGGCUGUUUGAUAUGCGGUAUAGCAUACAAGAAAACGGGCAGCUCCUGACCAUUCUUAGCGUAGAGGACAAAGACGAUGGAGUGUACUGCUGCUCUGCUGACAAUGGAGUUGGAGUGCCUGCAAAAAGCUGUGGGGCUUUACAGGUGAAAAUGAAACCUAAAAUAACUCGUCCUCCUGUAAAUGUAAAAGUAAUAGAAGGAUUAAAGGCUGUUCUCCCUUGCACUACAAUGGGGAAUCCCAAACCUUCUGUCUCAUGGAUCAAGGGAGAAACUGUUCUAAGAGACAAUGCUCGAAUUGCUGUUCUGGAGUCGGGGAGUUUAAGGAUCCAUAACGUUCAAAGAGAAGAUGCGGGGCAUUAUCGCUGUGUUGCAAAGAACAGCCUGGGCACAGCCUACUCGAAACCUAUCACAAUGGAUGUGGAAGUUUUUGCCAGAAUCCUGAAAGCUCCUGAAUCCCACAAUGUCACCUUUGGGUCUGUGGUGACUCUGCGGUGCACAGCGACUGGCAUUCCCAUUCCCACUAUCACAUGGCUUGAAAAUGGAAAAGCUGUUUCCGCAGGCUCUAUAGCAGAAACCGUGAAAGACAGAGUGAUCGACUCCCGACUGCAAGCAUAUGUCACCAGGCCAGGCUUGUUCACUUGCAUUGCCACCAACAAGCACAGCAAAACCUUUGGCACAGCAAAAGCUGCAGCAACAAUCAGUGUGUCAGAAUGGAGCAAACUGUACAAGGGCGAUACAGGCUACUGCAGCACAUACAGAGGUGAGGUGUGUAGUGCUAUCUUGGCGAAGGAUGCUCUUGUUUUCUUCAACUCCUCCUAUGCUGACCCAGAGGAGACCCAAGAGCUGCUUGUUCAAACUGCCUGGACUGAACUGAAAACGGUGAGUUCAUUCUGCCACCCAGCUGCUGAGUCUCUGCUGUGUAACUACAUCUUCCAGGAGUGCAAUCCCUCAGGAGUUGGACCGGCUCCAAAGCCCGUGUGCAGAGAGCAUUGUCUUGCGGUAAAGGAUCUCUACUGCUUUAAGGAAUGGCUCUCAAUGGAGGAAAAUGCCCAGAAAGGAAUUUACAAACCAGGACUAAUGCUGCUCACUCUGCCUGAAUGCAAUAGACUUCCCAGCCUGCACCAGGAUCCCAAGGCCUGCACCAGGACUCCGUAUUUUGAUUUUAACACAGAAAAUACAACCACAACGUGCUAUAAAGGCAAUGGCAGGUUCUACCAGGGCUCUAUCAACAUCACAACCUCAGGAAUUCCUUGCCAGAAGUGGAGUGAGCAGGUACCUCAUUUGCACAGAAGGACCCCUCAGGUUUUCCCAGAGCUAUCAAAUGCAGAGAACGCAUGUCGUAAUCCAGGAGGGGAAAAUGAGCGUCCCUGGUGUUACACAAAGGAUCAUUCUAUAAGCUGGGAAUACUGCAAUGUGCCUCUCUGUGGAGACGUAUCCCUAGCACCAGGCACCAAAAAACCAAGUGCAGAGACUCCCAGUCUUCCUUCGUCUUCUUUCUCCCCUACAUACUCCAUGACUGUCAUCAUUUCCAUCAUCUCCAGCUUUGCACUGAUUGUGAUCUUCAUGAUCAUUGCUCUUGUGUGCUGCCGGAGGCGAAAACAAUGGAAAAACAAAAAGAGGGAGUCACAAGCACCAGCACUUACCACUCUUCCAUCAGAGCUCCUCCUGGACAGACUUCAUCCUAACCCCAUGUACCAGCGCAUGCCCCUCCUCCUGAAUCCUAAAUUACUCAGCCUGGAAUAUCCAAGAAACAAUAUUGAAUACGUGAGAGAUAUUGGAGAAGGAGCAUUUGGAAGGGUCUUUCAAGCAAGGGCUCCUGGAUUGCUUCCGUACGAGCCAUUCACAAUGGUGGCAGUGAAAAUGCUAAAGGAGGAAGCUUCGGCAGACAUGCAGGCUGAUUUCCAGAGGGAGGCGGCACUCAUGGCGGAAUUUGAUAACCCGAAUAUCGUCAAGCUGUUAGGGGUGUGUGCUGUUGGGAAACCAAUGUGUCUGCUGUUUGAAUACAUGGCCUAUGGGGAUCUCAAUGAGUACCUGCGCACCCGCUCCCCACGCAACCUCUGCAGCCUGAGCCACAGUAACCUGGACACUAGGAUCCGGCUCUCCAAUCCCAAUCCCCUCGCACUGUGCUGCACCGAUCAGCUCGGCAUUGCCAAGCAGGUGGCUGCAGGCAUGGCCUAUCUGUCAGAGCGCAAGUUUGUACACCGGGAUUUGGCCACCAGGAAUUGUUUAGUGGGAGAGAAUAGGGUGGUAAAAAUCGCCGACUUUGGCCUCUCCCGGAAUAUCUAUUCCGCAGACUAUUACAAAGCCAAUGAAAACGAUGCCAUUCCCAUACGCUGGAUGCCCCCUGAAUCAAUAUUCUACAACCGCUACACAACCGAGUCCGAUGUGUGGGCCUACGGCGUGGUCCUGUGGGAGAUUUUCUCCUAUGGCAUGCAACCCUAUUAUGGGAUGGCUCAUGAGGAGGUGAUUUACUAUGUGAGAGAUGGCAACGUCCUCUCCUGUCCUGACGACUGCCCUUUGGAGCUAUACAACCUGAUGCGCCUGUGCUGGAGCAAGCUGCCUUCGGACAGGCCCAGUUUUGCCAGCAUCCAUCGCAUCCUGGAGCGUAUGUACGAGAGGGCAGUAGCUGCUGUCCAUGUCUGAGGCAAAGCGGGUCUACAGGGCCUCCAACAAAGGACUGGGCCUCACAGGCUCAAAUGAGCCCUCAAUAAGGGCCUUAGUAUUUGGCUCUUCAAAAUUUUGCCCAAUGUAAAAAUGAUCCAGUGAUGAACACUUGAACUGAAGAAUGAAAUGAACUCUGUAGCAGACUGGGCUCUCUCAGCAAAAAAAGACAGAGUUCAAAAUGAACUUCCAAGUUGUUUCAUCAUAUUGUCUGCCAAUGGCAAGUUGGAUGACAGCUCAAACAGAACAAGAGUUACCUAGGGAGUGGAGGAUGGAAAUUUCCUAUUCACUCUUUGUCCCAGUAGGUCCUGUUAAGCUCUUGUGAAAUAUUCUGUUUAUCUGAGAGUUCAUAAAGAAAUUGAAUACUUUUUAAAAAAAACCUGCUUCACGAGUUUCACAAUAUGUCCUGUUUGGCAUUUGCACAAGUAACAUUGAACUGUUAUGUUACUGAUGUUACAAUCUUUUUCAAUGCACACUGGGUGGUUGUAUAAUUUGUGUGAGCCUUUGAAUUAUAAGCUCAGAGUCACACUUACAUACACCUUGAUAGGAUUUAAUGAGUUCUACAUGCAAAAAAGGACAGGACGAGGUUCUAAACCUGUCCCCAGUAAGAUAUUUCCUAAUUUUACACUCUGGUUUAAACAUACCACUUAUACACUAAGGCUACGUCUAGACUGGCAUGAUUUUCCGGAAAUGCUUUUAACGGAAAACUUU